UGUAGGUGACAUGUUUACAUUUACGGAGGGAGCAGAAAGACAGACUUAAAACAAAACAACCCGUCUUGUGAUUGAAUAAAACAUGCUUAAUAAACAAAUCAUCUGUUCUACACGCAGUUACACAGCGCCUGUAAAUGCUGAGCGACAGACCAGCCUUCCAAUAACUUAAUGAUAGUCUCCCACAAGAAGAGGUGUUUGAGAUGUUUCCUUCUCGAAUAAUUGGUCUGCACUGUGUUAAUGGGAAUGAAGAAAUAAAUAUCGUGCCAAGAGCAAACAAGGCCACUGCUGUGUAGGAAGCACACAGACGAACCUCAAUGUAUCCCAUGUUAACAUUCUUGAGCAUGUUUUACUAUAUUUGCCUACGUCGUAGAGCGAGAUCAGGUACAAGAGGAGAAAUAAUGAACAGUCGGCGAGCUAUUGAGUCGAGCAACCGCAUCCUACCUCUCAGUGUCGAAGUGGUGCAGUAUGCCAAAGAAGUGGUGGAUUUUAGUUCUCAGUAUGGCAGUGAGAACAGCUUGUCCUACACUAUGUGGAAUUUGUCUGGAUUGCCAAAUGUUUACCCAAGUUCCGGAGAUUUCACACAGACUGCUGUGUUCCGGACCUACGGGAGGUGGUGGGAAAGCUGCCCGAGUUCACCUCCACCAUUCAGAAGGACUCCUCGAAGUUUUCAUAGCCAGGAAUAUGUUGAACUAGUGUUUGAGGAGGCUGUAUAUCCAACAGCUAUUGAUGUACUGGAAACCUAUCAUCCUGGAGCCAUUGUUAGGAUCUUGGCUUGCUCAGCAAAUCCUUAUUCCCAGACUCCUCCAUCAGAAAUUAGAUGGGAGACGUUAUGGGCAGGUGAACCUGAGAAAGUGAAUGUCUCACAGGCUCGCCAAUUUACACCGUGCAUUAAACAACUUGACUUCAUGACAAACUUGAUUCGCUUGGAACUGAACAGCUCUCACCUAGAUUACUACACAGAGUUGGAUGCUGUCCUGUUACAUGGUGUUAAGGACAGGCUUCUUCCUGUGCACAAACCAUCAAUGCUAGAUCUGGAAGAUGAUGACAAGGAUGACCACAGUUUAGAGUUCUUCAAUGGGCAAAUCACUGGAAUACCCCUGCCUGAAUACAUCAAGAAUGGUUAUUUUGAAAAACUGCCUUAUGAGUUAAUCCAGCUGAUCCUCAGUCACCUGACAGUGCCAGACCUUUGCCAGUUGGCACAGACCUGCAAAUUAUUGUACCAACAUUGCUAUGAUCCUCUUCAGUAUGUCCAGCUCAGUUUACAGCCUUACUGGGCGGGACUGAAUGAUGCCUCUCUGGAGCACCUGCAGUCACGCUGUGCUCUUGUGCAGUCUUUAAAUCUGUCUUGGACUGGGAAUAGGGGAUCCAUCUCCAUGGAAGGAUUUUGCAGAUUCAUGCAAGUGUGUGGAUAUGAGCUGGUGCGUCUGGAGUUGGCCUGCUGCCACUUCCUGAAUGAAACUUGCCUCGAGGUUAUUGCUCAGAUGUGCCCAAACCUCCAGGAGCUGAACCUUUCAUCCUGUGAUAAACUAAACACUCAGGCUUUCUGCCAUAUUGCUAAGAUCUCAGGUCUCCGACGUCUGGUCGUUUACCGCACAAAAAUUGAGCAAACAGCACUGCUCAGCAUUCUGAACUUCUGCUUGGAACUUCAGCACCUCAGCCUUGGCAGCUGUGUCAUGGUUGAUGACUAUGACGUUGUGGCUAGCGUGAUUGGUGCCAAGUGUAAAAAGCUACGAUCCCUAGAUCUGUGGAGAUGUAAAAAUAUCACAGAAAAUGGUAUUGCUGCUAUUGUAUCAGGCUGCCAACUCCUGGAAGAACUGGACCUCGGAUGGUGCCCAACGUUACAAAGUAGCACAGGAUGCUUCAUAAAGCUUGCUCGCAAACUACCCAACUUGCGCAAGAUCUUUUUGACAGCCAAUAGAUCUGUUUGUGACACAGAUAUUGAGGAGCUGGCUGAAAAUUGCCCUCGUCUGUUCCAUGUGGAUAUAUUAGGUACACGAAUGGUGAGCCCUGGGGCCUUACGAAAGCUGCUUCAAUUCUGUAAGGAGCUCUGUCUUCUAGAUGUUUCUUUCUGUUCCCAGAUUGAUAGUCGGGUGGUUCAAGAGCUCUGUGCCAACUUCCCAAAUGUGUCAAUUAAGAAGAGUUACACCCAAUGACCACCCUUACUGUUUCUCAUUGCCCAAAAUGAUUAAUCAGCUCUCUAGUCCUGUUUUGGUCUCUUGGGUUUAACCAAAUGAAUCCGAAGCUCAAUUCUUACACCUUUUGGCACCAUUCCCACAUUACAGACCUUUGCCUGGGAAGGUGCCAAAAGGUGUAAUUAUUGUAAUCAUUCAGAGUUGAUCUGGGCUCUUGCAAAUAAAUUAAUGAUAAUGAGCUAAAGUAGAGGUUUACAAGGAGCCAAACAUGUGUCUUUCUAAUAAGUCAGUAAGUACAUGACAGUAAUGCAAAGUAAACAGAUUAUCCUUAACUGUGUUCCCAUGAUAAAUUGCCUUUGUAAAGUGAGCAAAAUCACAAAAUAACUAAGGAGCCUUUUUUUUUCUCCCAAACAUAUAUUUUUAAAUGUGCAAGGUUAUAUAAUUCUGUUUACAGAAGUUCAUUUUAGUGGAAUGGUGUAGAGCAGAAUUGAUAUAAAGUUUGUUUAGACAGAAGAAGGUGCAUUGCUUGGAAGCAUGAAUUGAGACUCUGUUUUGCAUUUUGGUAUUCACAUUGUUGACAGAGCAGCGUAUAUCAAAGAGUCGUGUUCCUGCUACAAAACCUUCAGUGCAUAUUAUUGUAUUGAUGGUGAGAUAUUUGAUGUAUCACCAGCUGUCCCUCAACUCGAGGAUGAUGUCUACUCAGGGUCAUGAGUUUCUCCUAUGGGUCUGCACGUGACCAAACUGGCUGGGUUUCAAUGGAUUUUUGGGCUUAGGAGACAGGACAUCCAAGGAAGCAGUAAGAUCCAGAGUGCAGGAUUGACUUCAAUUUGCUCCUUUCUCUGCAGGUUUCUGCCUUGUCAAUAAAGCCUUGGAACUUGAAACCUGAUGUGGCUUGAUGGAUAGGUUGCCUCCUUUCUUAGUGAUUAGUAGCCUUCCCUGUCUUGUAGGUUCAUGCUGCCACACUUCACUUAGAGUGUCUUCGAAUAUUUUUCUUUACCCUUCCUUGGAAUGUGUAUUUGAGCGUUGAAUUGAUGUGGUUAGACUUUUAACCUAUUUUUGAAGGAAGAACUGGAAUUUUGACAUUUCUCUUGAUGCUGGUGCAGUAAUCCAUGUGUCCCCGUACAAAAAAAAACAUGUUAUGAGAUCGAAUGUUGUUAGAAAAUAAAUUUAUGCAUGACAUUUUUUCAUUGCUAGUGCAUCAAAAUGAUUAGGUUUAAUGUACUUUAUAAUAAUGCAGGAAUGCACUAUAAGGAGUUUGAGUUAAAGAUAUGAUCUUAAAGCAAGCUGAAAUGUACUUUUAGAAAACAAUUAGCUUUUUAAAAAGUUUCUACUUUGAUUUCCCACAUUUCAUUUUGGUUAUUAGUAAAAUAUGAUGUGCAGUAGAUAAAAGUUCCUAGAACCUCAUUGCUAUAUAAAACUGUAGCUUUUUUAGUACUUGUUAAAGUAAGGCUAAAAUGAGCUUUACAAGAAAGGUUAAAUCAGGAGCCAUAUACUAUGGAAUGUUGGGAAUCUGAAAUAAAAAAAGCAGAAAAGUGCUGAAAUUACUUAGGAAAGUCGAGCAUCAUUUUGUGGAGAGAGAAACAGAGUUAGGUUUUAGAUCAGUGAUGAAAGGUCAUUAAAAGAACUUUCUAUUUCCACAGAUACUGCUGGCUGCAUUUUUGAAGCAUGUGCUGUUUUUAUUAAAGCUUAAAUCAGGGAUUUAUUUAUCAUAUUUGCAUAAAUGUAUAUUUGGUUUUAAGAAAAAACAGGAUUUCAUUAAAUGUGUGCUUAUUGCACAAUAAAUUAGGUAAACUUUAAAUAUUUUCUAAUAUAUGUUUCGGUCAACUUUGUUCUCCUGUGUAAAUUUUCAUAGAAUCCUCAAAUUCAGGGAUCUCUCUGAUUGAAGAGAAAACAAAAAUCCAAUUUUAGAUCAGUUCCUGAUAUCCUUUCUGUUUACAACUCCUGUUUUUUUUCAGGUAAGCUUCUUUUUGUCUGACGUCAGUUGUCACUGUGAAUGGUAAUAUUGUUCCCUGAGUACUUAGUGUCUGAAAGUGCGCACACAAAGAAAUUUAAGACUGUGAUCAAGCAACAGCAGGUUUAUGAAGAAAUAAACUGAAAUUGAUUUCUGAGAAAUUCAAAAUAAAAGUUUAUUGGUAUUUAGAUGACUCACCAAAGUCACGUUAUAAUGGCUUUAAAAGUAGUGAUAAAAGUAAAUGUUGGGAUUUAUAUGGUAUUUUUAAAUUGCUUGACCUUAAACUCUCAGAGCAGGAUUAAAUACGUUAAAAAAGAUAUAUAUUGAACUGUGAAAAACUUUCCUUUCCUAUUAAUUAGUAAAUAUUUGUACAUAAUGCUAAUGAGAUAUUGCCACCAAAAUGAGUAUAACUUACGUUAAAAAUAAUAGGAAUGAAGAAAGGCAGAAGAUCCAUGCUUUGUUGCCAAAAUGUUAAGUUUGUUGCGCAUCUGUUUGUGCUAACCAUUUAAUAAGAAUGAAGGAUAUGGAUAUUUAAACAAGAGUCUUUUGCAUGCAUUUUCUGUAAUGUAUGUUUCAAAAUACUUUGUAAAAUUAUUUGAAUGUUACACAACUUAUUUUGGAAAUCUGUUUUGUUUGGAUAAAGUAUUAGACUAAAUCUGUUCUCCAAACCAAGGAGUACAUAUUUUUGACAGAUAGGACUUUGCCAGACCUUCGUUUUGCAUAACAAAAGUAAAAAUAUGUUUCUAUGUUGAAUUUGAAAUAAAUAAUUAACAUUAAUUUAAAUGCUUUAUCAAAGUAAUAAGUCCCUCCAACCCUUACUUGUAAAGUUUACAGUAUGGAGCAGGCAGUGCAAAGAAUCUAUAAUAACCAGGAUACUGAGUUUAAUCCUACAAAUGUUCUAGCAGUUUACAACAUUGAAAUGAACAAGUUUUUUAAUGUGUGGGUAGAAAGAGGUGUUAUGUGCAACCUUGGAAAUCGCUGCCACAUUAAAGAAAGAUAUUGGAGUAAGCUCAUUUUAAAGUUCACAGGUAAAAGUCUGUAAGAAAAGUCAUUUUUAAUUCUAGCAUGAAAUUAUGUCUUGUAAAAAAAGUUACAUUCAUAGUUAGAAAAUCAUAAUGCUGACCUUAAAGGUUGUCAUUUAUAUUGUUUCCUUUGUCAAAUGACACAGUAAACUACUCCAGAGUUGUCUCUUUGACUUGACAUUUUUUUCAUUUGUUCAGCUUUAUAUAUGAACCAGGAAAGUAAUUCACUACAUGUGUAGUGUUUGUAUUUUAUGGUACCUGUUUAUGUAUAGCAUUGGCCAAUGAACUCUAGAUCUGAAGACUGUAAAUUGAUAAAUUUGCUUUUCCUAAUUAACUGAAAGGAAGUAAAUCUGUUGGGAAUGUGGGUGAUUGAAGGGAUGUGGUCAGAGAUGUCACCUAGACUGUUUGACAUAGGCUUUUCAUGUUCAGAUUGCAAGGAAGAAGAAGCUGCAAAAGGAUUAAAAAUUAACAGGAGACUUAAAAUGUAUUGCAGAAUUAGACACUUUAGGGUUUUAUUUGUCAGAAUUCCAAAACACUUCUCGUAGUUUGUGCACUUCCUUGUUAACACAUCAGCGCAACGUUGUAACAAAUAAUGGAAUUAAGACAUUUUCUUCAUGGUGUUGUAAUCUAAGCCUUCACAAGGUGAGUGACACCCUGUAGGAAAAUCAGUGUAACACAUGUUAACAGGGCCGUAGGGUGCAUUUCAACAGAAAACAUGCCGUCUGUCCAUCAAAACGUCCUGACCAUCUGCUUUUGGUUGGACAUGCCACAAAGUUACAUGGUUGUUGGAAAUCGUACAAAAGUUUUCUUAUCCUCCCAGCUGGAGAAACAAUUCGUAAAAGUGGAGAAAAAACAAAAAAGAUAGGUUGUCACAAAAGCUGCAUUUUCACCAUUUCUAAAAUUAAAGUGCAAUGUUCUGUUGAAUUUUAGUUUAUGUUAGAUUACACUAAAUGAGUGAAUACAUUUUGCAGCAACGGAUAAUUGAUUUUUUGACAGAAUAACUCUUGCAGCAUGUUAAUAAAUAUGGUCACUUUUUGAUGAAUUUUAUUUUUGACGGCCUGGUACAAUGUAGAAUCAUCCCUAUAAUUUUUUGACAUAAAAGAUUGCUUGUGUUUGAUGCUUUAAAAAGUAAUUAU
This is a messenger RNA of Stegostoma tigrinum, 6241 nucleotides long. RefSeq names its product F-box and leucine-rich repeat protein 4 (gene fbxl4). The transcript is spliced from 9 exons. Gene Ontology annotation, molecular function: protein binding. The record is from RefSeq and is a predicted model, not a curated record. Gene Ontology annotation, biological process: SCF-dependent proteasomal ubiquitin-dependent protein catabolic process. The coding region runs from base 315 to 2153 and encodes 612 amino acids. Gene Ontology annotation, cellular component: SCF ubiquitin ligase complex. Lineage: Eukaryota; Metazoa; Chordata; Chondrichthyes; Orectolobiformes; Stegostomatidae.